AUGAUAGUACCAAACAUGCUAUUAUAUCUGAAUAUUUUGAUGGAGCUGAUUAUUGAAAAGUAUUUUAAUAAUUCCUUAUGUCUUCUUCACUAUCACGAAAACACUGAUAACUUGGUACAAUUGAGAAACAUACCGAUUUAUUCAAUUAAUGGCGAGCAGAAUCUCAUUCUGGAUACAGAACAAAUCUCGUAUAAUUCUCGAUUAUCCAGUAUAAUGGUAGCACCAAUAUACGAGAAUGAUAUUAAAACUUUAGAGGAAUUAGCUGCGAGUGACUUGAAAUUGUUGUUUUUUGAUUAUUAUUACCAACCUCUUACGCGUGACACAAGACCUGUUUAUGCUACUUUAAGCGAAAAAAUCGUUUUAAUCGAAAACAAUGAUGAUUAUGAAUUAUCUGAACAAAUGCUUUCAAGUAAAAAAUUUGCGGUUGCUCGAUUUCGCCGCAGUAAUGGGGCUUAUUAUGAACAGUACCAACAUCUUUUACAAAUGUACAAGAGGUACAAACCUAUUAAACCAGAACUAUUCACUGAUUAUCUUUACAUUUCGCUGCGUAAACAUUCUAUGCAUACUCCCGAAAUGUUAAAACUCAAAAAUACGGCGGAGGAAACCGGAUUAAUGAAAGUUUGGGAAGAACAGGUGUUGGCAGUUUAUAACAAUAUCACAUUCACAGAGCAAAUGCAAGAUUAUUCAACCAAGAUUGAAAAUGUGGCAUUAAAUAUGAAACAUUUAAAAGGAAUUUUUACUUUCUUGGGAGGCGGACUUUUAGUUUCUUUGGUAGUAUUUUUGUACGAAUUAGUAAGUUGCCGUAAGAUAACAUAUGGUGGAAAACAAUGAAUUACAAUUAGGUGAGAAAUACACGUACAGUGAGCAUUGCAAACUUUUUGUUUUCUGUUUAAUUCAUAUAAGAAUAGAUUUGGAUAUAUGCGCAGUAGGGACACAUAGGUUUUAAAAUAAAUAAAUAAUUGUAAGCGUAUUGUAACAAUUUUCUUGUUUGGGAGCAAAUAUUUGAAAACACUGCAUCUGCUAUAUUUGUCAAUAAAAUAAAUAAAAUAAAAAUAAAUAUU
This is a messenger RNA of Dalotia coriaria, 1061 nucleotides long. RefSeq lists its product as uncharacterized. NCBI's taxonomy places the organism in Eukaryota, Metazoa, Arthropoda, Insecta, Coleoptera, Staphylinidae. The coding region runs from base 1 to 831 and encodes 276 amino acids. The transcript is spliced from 5 exons. The record is from RefSeq and is a predicted model, not a curated record.